Aplysia californica (California sea hare) is the source of this 2749-nucleotide messenger RNA. RefSeq names its product tumor protein 63. The record is from RefSeq and is a predicted model, not a curated record. Gene Ontology annotation, biological process: regulation of transcription by RNA polymerase II; protein tetramerization; apoptotic process. Gene Ontology annotation, cellular component: nucleus. Gene Ontology annotation, molecular function: protein binding; DNA-binding transcription factor activity, RNA polymerase II-specific; RNA polymerase II cis-regulatory region sequence-specific DNA binding. Lineage: Eukaryota; Metazoa; Mollusca; Gastropoda; Aplysiida; Aplysiidae.
UUAAACCCGAUUCUCAGCACAACUACCUCAUCUGGUAUGAGCCCAGACUCGCAGACCAACAUCAUCGGCUCCAGUGCAUCAAGUCCAUAUGACGAUACCAUCACAUCACCGCCUCCAUAUUCACCUCAUAACACGGUCACAUCACCUAUGCCAACAGUGCCCUCAAAUACUGAUUAUGCAGGGGACUAUGGUUUUGAAAUCAGCUUUGCCCAGCCUUCUAAAGAGACAAAAUCAACCACAUGGACGUACUCAGAGUCUCUGAAGAAGCUGUACGUGCGCAUGGCCACCACGUGCCCGGUGAGGUUCAAGACGCGGGGCCAGGCCCCCAUCAACAGCGUGAUCCGAGCCAUGCCCAUCUUCAUGAAGCCCGAGCACGUCCAGGAGGUGGUCAAGCGCUGCCCGAACCAUGCCGUGUCCAAGGAGCACAACGAGAGCCACCCGGCCCCCACGCACCUGGUGCGCUGCGAGCACAAGCUGGCCAAGUACUCGGAGGACCCCAGCUCCCAGAGGCAGAGCGUGGUCAUCCCACACGAGACCCCGCAGGCGGGCGCCGAGUGGGUCACCAACCUCUUCCAGUUCAUGUGCCUUGGCUCCUGUGUCGGAGGACCUAACAGGAGACCUCUCCAGAUUGUGUUCACGUUAGAGAAAGAAGGCCAGGUUCUUGGUCGGCGAGCUGUGGAAGUGAGGAUCUGUGCGUGCCCGGGCCGCGAUAGAAAAGCUGAUGAGAGAGCGGCCAUGCCAGUCAAAGUGUCGCCUAAGAAAGGAGGACCCGGUGUGAGUGGCUCAAAGAUGACUUCAGUAACGGAGAUCAUGAGCUUUGCUAAGAAGCGGAAAUUGAACGAAGACACAGAAAUUUAUCAUUUGCCGAUCCAAGGCAAAGAGCACUUUGAGAUCUUGCGAAAGAUGCGUGAUGCGUUGGCCCUGGCCGCGCUAGUUCCCCCACAGGCAGUGGAGGCCUACAAGCAGCGACAGGUCGACCUUCAGAGACAACACGUCCCGGGCGGCAGCUUCCCUUGUUCCGACGCCUCCACGUCGUCGGCCUCGUCCGAGGCCUCCACGUCCACCACCCUGAGCACAGACAGCCACGCGGCCGUGCUGCCCUUCGAGGUCAGCGAGGAGCUGUGCAGUGGCCUGCUCAACAGCGUGUCCAGCUCGCAGGGCAGCCCGUCCCUGGAGGUGAUGGUCAACGGGGACGGGGGCGGCGGGGGUCACACGGGGCUGGCGGUCAAGAAGGAGGACAUUGACGGCUACCUCGGGGAGCCGCAGGAUAACUCUAUAGCAGGAUGGCUGGGCAGAUUAGGCCUGUCAGCUUACAUCGACAACUUCCAACAGAUGGGUUUCGACAACUUGUUCCAGCUAGACGAGUUUAGCCAAGAGAGCCUGGAGAGAAUGAACAUUCCGGAGCUUCACCGGCGCCGUAUCUGGAGCUCCCUCUUAGAUUUCCACCAAGGACAGAUGGCAGACAUGACUCAGGCGCUGGAAAGAUCUGGAACCACUGCAGACUCGCUCACCUCUCAGCCAAGCUCGUCCCUGUCUCAGCAGAGCCAACAGAGCGUGUACAACCCAGGUUUCUACGAGGUGACGCGCUACACGUUCAAGCACACGCUGUCCAUGACCAAGAACAGCCUGGUGGUGCCCAGCAAGGUGCCCCGGGCUGACGAGUAGUGUGUGUCGUUCUCUCCACCCCACCCGUCCCCACCACAGCCGUAGGCAAUCAUUCAAUCCCAUUUUCUGCUAACCCGGCGAACAGUGACAUCAUCUCUGUGACAGUAUAUGCGAGAGGAGGGGAAUUUGGGAAUCGGUGGCAAAGGAAACUUGGGCUUCCUAGAUUUUUUCCUUCUCUCCGCUGUGUGAAAGAAGCGAUAAGACGGUGACAAGAAUGAAGAGAUGUCUGGGUCUUUUCUGUGUCAAAGAAAGAACAAAGAGACGUCUGCCUGUAGCUUCACCAGUACCCCCCCCCCCCCCACCUCUUCUGUCAACAGUAUUUUGUUCAUCAAGUGUUCAGUGAGGAGCUGAGGAGCAUGUAAGAGAAGCCUUACUUUUCUAUUUUCCCCAACAAUGUUCAUUUGGGAACCAGUUUUCAUUCCCAAGAUGAUGAUAAUGAUGACAAUACAACUAACUUUGCCGUUAUACUUCAACCUCUGAGCCAGAGAUGACACCUUUCUGAGCCUUUCAGGUAUCCAGACAGCGACUGACAAACAGUAUAAUAGAUUUGAGAGCUGUUAAGUUCUCAUCGAGAUUUGGAUGCUUAGUGACGUCGGUCGGGGGUGCGACUUCUAAUUGGUAAAAAAAUUAUGUGGUGCGCCCCAGCUGCUAUGACAACCGUUUUUGACAUACAUCGAUGUAAUGUUGGGUUUUUUUGUGGUUUUUUUUGUUUUGUCCAGAUUCUAUAUAUAUAUAUAUAUAUAUAUAUAUAUUUAUAUUACUCCUCCACUGUCUUACCAAGGUACUGCCAUGCCCAAACCCCGUAUGUGUUCUUCAUACAUGUUGUUGAAGUGGUUUGUGCAAGUUUUUUUUAAUAAGCCUUUCUUUUUAAAAAAAAGUUCAUUGCCCUGAUAAAGUUUGUAGAUAUGGAACAGAGAUGUGUCCAAAUAUGACUGUGUUCGGCCAAGUUUUUUCAUAUUAUAUAUAGCUGGCAUAAUGAUGGUUGUGUCUCUCUGAAAACUUUUCUUACAAUUGCCUUUUUGUUGUUGACAGACUCCCCCACCCCACGCCCCCCUCUCACAAACACACUCAUAUAUACAUACAC